Messenger RNA from Aureobasidium subglaciale EXF-2481, 1166 nucleotides. RefSeq lists its product as uncharacterized. Lineage: Eukaryota; Fungi; Ascomycota; Dothideomycetes; Dothideales; Saccotheciaceae. Bases 481 to 1095 code for a protein of 204 amino acids. The record is from RefSeq and is a predicted model, not a curated record. The transcript has 2 exons.
GUGGAGUUCGCAGAUCAGCCGGGCUUGACUGCGGUUGGGAUCUGCAUUGCUGCCUCUCACACUUGAAUUGUUUCUCCAUGGUAACAACAUGCUCAACCCACCCCAGUCAAACCUGGACUGCUGUUAAUAGCGCUUCUCGACGCUACUGAAGCUGCUUACCACUUGCCAGUCUGGUCUCCCUUUCAAUUUGAGAUUGGGUUGUCGCAAGAUUGUGUUUACAAAUCAAGCACCACAGCUCUGCCGGACAUAACUCUAGGAAUGCCAGACCCCUUAUCUCAGGACCGCACUCUGCCAGUGAAGGCCAUUGAGAAGUUUAACUUCACAUGAUUGACUUGUUCGCCGCGAGAUAAGGCGACACACCACGAAGGAUGCGGCUCUCUCGUCACGUGAGCGGCUAUUAGAUGCCACGUUCAUGACUCGAAGGCUUCGAAGUCCAGUUGCUUCCAAUCCACCUCUCUUUGCCGCACAAGUUGAUGAACAAUGGCACCACAAUUAGCAGACAUUCUCAAGGACUCCGAGUUCAAGCCAGAGCUCGUGGAGCGUAUCGCCGUCCGAGAGUACCCCGCGGCUUUAGAGGUUGUUGCUCCAAACCCUGCAUGGCCUGAGAUCUUCGAUUCCCUGAAGAAACGCAUAGUCGACGCGCUCGGUGCUAAUGCUGUCGCUGUGAAUCACGUCGGAUCUACGAGUGUCCCUGGACUACCGGCAAAAGAUUGUAUCGAUAUUGAUCUUGUCGUGUCAGACGUCGCCAAUGAGACCGCGUACGUUGGACCACUCGAGGCUGCAGGGUUCAGGUUCCUUCUACGUGAAGCGCACUGGUACGGGCAUCGAUUCUUCUAUGCCUACAAACCUCAUGCAGUGAACCUACACGUCUGGGGUCCGGACUCUCCGGAGGUCACGCGCCAUCAGAUCUUCCGCAACCGCCUGCUGAGUAGUCCCGAAGACAUGGCUGCCUAUCUUGCAGCGAAGAAGCUUGCGUGUCGUCAGACUCAAGAAUCAGGUGGAAACUUGCAGGAGUAUAACUCGCGCAAGGAGGAUACAAUCCGUCAGAUCUUGAGAAAUGCAUUUGUAGAGUUGGGAUACAUCAGCAAGGCAUAGAUGGAUAUUGAUGCUCGCAAUGAUCUUGUCACAAAGCGAGUGCUGAAACAAUAUGAGCUCCGAAGGUUGUG